GACUUGGCCCGGCCAACAACAAUCAUCAGUUAAAUUUUUCCAACAGAACCGUUCAUAUCUACAUUGGCUCGAGGCUUGGAAUUCUAAACGUGAAGGAGAGACAAAGGAUAAUUACAAAAAAAUAGAAAAUGCUUACAAAGGUGUUAUCAUUUCUGCUGGUAGGCUGUGUGGCCCUUUGCUCGGCCCGUCCCGGCUAUUUGCAUGGACAUCACCAUCACUUGGAUUAUCCUUACUAUGGGCAUCAUGAGCCCCUGCAUGUGGCCAAAUAUGUCCAUGUCCCUGCUGCAAUUUCCCACCAAAGUUCGACAGUAAUACACAGUGCUCCGAUUAUCAAACCUGUCGUGGUGCCCGUUGUCAAACAUGUUGUGCCCAUUGUAAAAACAUAUCACCCGGCGCCCAUUAUCAAGACCAUCCAUCCCCUGCCAUUGCACUAUGAUCCUUAUCAUCAUCAUUUCGAUCAUCAUCAUUUCCAUUAAAUCCGGCCCAGCAACGCGAAGA
Molecule: messenger RNA, 498 nt
Organism: Musca domestica (house fly)
Lineage: Eukaryota; Metazoa; Arthropoda; Insecta; Diptera; Muscidae
Exons: 2
Coding region: 129-476 (115 amino acids)
Source: RefSeq, a predicted model, not a curated record